Molecule: messenger RNA, 1430 nt
Organism: Durio zibethinus
Lineage: Eukaryota; Viridiplantae; Streptophyta; Magnoliopsida; Malvales; Malvaceae
Source: RefSeq, a predicted model, not a curated record
UGUAGGAUGAUUCCAAAGUGGAAGCUUUCUAAGUCGCUUUCCCCGGCGGCAUCAGAUAAUACUUUUCUAUGCUAUUCUGUUAACACAGAGCUUCACUACAUAUACAUAUAUACACACAUGCAUACAUAUACACACUAAGAUUCCUGAAUAUUUGUUCAUAGCUUUUGCUUCAAACAAACCAAGGCAGCACCCGAUGGCUUAUGGUUGGAUACCUACUCCCGCUGCAUUCGUAUUAUUCGCCAUUUUGACUGUAGCCGUAAGCCAUGGUGCUCGUCCAAGGAAACUUGAUGUAGCUCAAGUGCCAAGAAGAAAUCUGCUUAAUAAUGGUCUUGGUCACACUCCUCAAAUGGGAUGGAACAGUUAUAAUCAUUUCCCCUGCAAGAUUACUGAGGAGCUAAUUCGGCAGACAGCUGAUGCUAUGGUUUCUAGUGGACUGUCAGCCCUUGGAUAUGAGUAUAUUAAUCUAGAUGAUUGUUGGGCUGAAUUGAAUAGAGACUCUGAGGGCAACUUAGUGGCAAAAGCUUCUCUUUUUCCCUCUGGGAUGAAGGCACUGGCAGAUUACGUCCACAGCAAGGGGCUUAAGAUCGGGAUUUAUGCUGAUGCUGGGACUUUAACGUGCAGCAAGCAAAUGCCAGGGUCUCUUGGUCAUGAGCAACAAGAUGCUAACAUCUUUGCUUCUUGGGGUAUUGACUAUCUAAAAUAUGACAAUUGCCACAACCAAGGAGUGAGCCCACAGGAAAGAUAUUCAAAGAUGGGCAAAGCUCUUCUAAACACCGGUAGACCUAUCUUCUACUCUCUUUGCGAAUGGGGCUUCGAAGACCCAGCAACUUGGGCACCUAGCAUUGGGAAUAGUUGGAGAACAACUGGAGACAUCAAGGAUACUUGGGAGAGUAUGAUAUCGCGUGCUGAUAUUAAUGAUAAAUGGACUUCUUAUGCUGGACCUGGAGGAUGGAAUGACCCAGACAUGCUUGAGGUAGGCAAUGGAGGAAUGUCAACAGAAGAAUACCGCUCUCACUUCAGCUUAUGGGCUUUAGCUAAGGCUCCACUUAUUCUUGGGUGCGAUAUCCGUUCCAUGGAUGAUGACACAUUCGAAUUGCUUAGCAACAAGGAGGUUAUAGCUGUUAAUCAAGAUAAGCUGGGGGUUCAAGGGAAGAAGGUCAGAAAGACUGGAGAUCUGGAGGCUAGAGUAUGGGCUGGUCCUUUAACUGAGAACAGAGUUGCCUUAAUCUUAUUAAACAGAGGUUUAUCGAGUGCUACCAUAACUGCAAAAUGGGAUGACAUUGGGCUCAACUCAUCUACAGUAGUUGAUGCUCGAGAUUUGUGGGCGGUAUGUAAAGCUACAGUUGCUUUUUUUUGGGCUCAAAACUUUGAUUUCUUUGACGUACAUGUAGUCCAAGCUAAUAUCAAAGUUGUUUGAUAUUCUGGCAGCA